Arabis nemorensis is the source of this 1215-nucleotide messenger RNA. NCBI's taxonomy places the organism in Eukaryota, Viridiplantae, Streptophyta, Magnoliopsida, Brassicales, Brassicaceae. The record is from the annotation of a GenBank genome assembly.
AUGACAUACCGAACGCCUACUUCACCGGAUGAUGAGGAAAAUAAAGGAAGAUCGACGGAGACUAAUCACAAACAAAUGGAUUACAAUGAUUGGUUACCGGUAACAGCGUCUAGAGAGGCCAAGUGGUAUUACUCCGCCUUCCACAAUGUCACGGCCAUGGUCGGCGCCGGAGUUCUCGGUCUCCCUUUCGCUAUGUCACAACUUGGCUGGGGGCCUGGACUUGUUGCAAUAAUGGCAUCAUGGGCUAUAACAUUCUACUCGUUGUGGCAAAUGGUGCAGUUGCACGAAGCCGUUCCCGGGAAACGGUUAGACCGUUACCCGGAGCUAGGCCAAGAAGCGUUCGGACCAAAGCUAGGUUACUGGAUCGUCUUACCGCAACAGCUUCUGGUCCAGAUCGCUUCCGACAUAGUGUAUAACGUGACCGGAGGCAAGUCGCUUAAGAAAUGCGUCGAGCUUAUUUUUCCUCAUCUCCAUCACAUUCGUCAGACUUAUUACAUCCUAGGAUUCGCUGGUCUCCAGCUCGGUCUUUCUCAAUCUCCUGAUUUCAACUCUAUCAAGAUCGUGUCUCUUCUUGCUGCUCUCAUGUCUUUCUUGUACUCAAUGAUAGCGUCCGUAGCGUCAAUAGUGAAAGGAACACAUCACCGACCGUCGGAUUACGGAGUCAGAUCACACACGGUGGCUGGAAUGAUCUUCGAUGCGUUUAACGGCAUUGGAACCAUAGCGUUUGCGUUUGCAGGACACAGUGUGGUUCUUGAGAUCCAAGCUACUAUUCCUUCAACACCUGAAAUCCCUUCCAAGAAACCAAUGUGGAAAGGAGUCGUUGUCGCUUACUUAAUCGUCAUUGUUUGUUACCUCUCUGUGGCUAUCUCCGGUUUUUGGGCUUUUGGUGAUCUUGUUGAGGAUGAUGUUCUCAUUUCCUUAGAGAAACCUGUUUGGCUUAUAGCUGCUGCUAAUUUCAUGGUCUUCAUCCAUGUCAUUGGAAGUUAUCAGGUUUUCGCCAUGUCGGUGUUUGACACAAUCGAGUCGUGCCUUGUGAAAACAUUGAAAUUCACUCCUUCGACAAUGUUGCGCCUAGUCGCACGUAGCACAUAUGUCGCAUUGGUAUGUCUUGUAGCAGUUUGUAUCCCCUUUUUUGGAGGUCUUUUAGGGUUCUUCGGUGGCCUCGUCUUCUCAUCAACCUCUUAUUUCGUGAGACUUGGAUUGAUAUCUCAAUAA